This is a messenger RNA of Cygnus atratus (black swan), 394 nucleotides long. RefSeq names its product gonadotropin releasing hormone 1 (gene GNRH1). Gene Ontology annotation, biological process: multicellular organism development. The transcript is spliced from 4 exons. Bases 56 to 334 code for a protein of 92 amino acids. Gene Ontology annotation, molecular function: gonadotropin hormone-releasing hormone activity. The record is from RefSeq and is a predicted model, not a curated record. Gene Ontology annotation, cellular component: extracellular region. NCBI's taxonomy places the organism in Eukaryota, Metazoa, Chordata, Aves, Anseriformes, Anatidae.
GGCACAGUGCCACUGGGGUGUAGGGGAUCAGAACUGAAGAUUCACUCCCAAAAUAAUGGAGAAGUCCAGGAAGGCCUUUGUUGGUAUCCUCCUGUUUACUGUGUCUGUGGAAAUCUGCUUGGCUCAGCACUGGUCUUAUGGCCUGCAACCAGGAGGAAAAAGGAACGUGGACAAUAUGGGAGAAUCAUUUCAAGAGAUUGCAAAUGACAUGGAAAAAUUAGGGGAAGUGCAGAAGACGGAAUGCCCUGGCUCAUAUCAGCAUCCCAGAUUUAGUGAUCUGAAGGAAGCCAUGGCAAGUCUGAUCGAAGGAGAAGCCAGACGAAAGAAGAUUUAAACCCACAAAGCCAAAGGAACAUCAGACCCAGAAUAAAAUUUCAAAGCAACGUUAAAACCA